GGCAUCAGUAAAAUGUGAGAUAAGGGACAGGGAGCCCAGUGCAGGGUAUGGAGCCAUCUCAGAACCUGUAGGUUGGGGGAGGCUAUUCUGGCCUCCUCUGUGAUUCUAGAGAACUUCUCUUGAAAGAAUUAUAAGAGAGUGAAGCAGGGCUGGAUACAGGCCAGCAGGGAAGGGAGGGCUCUAAAGAGGGCUUUCCACAAGAAAACGUGACAGACUACAUCUGUGGGCUCACCAGGCUCCCCUAAAGCCUGAAGGGUCCACGAGAGAGGCUCAGGUAAACCUCACACCCAGCAAUGGUCCCUCUCUUGGCUGGCCCCCACCCUGACCCGGGUCAUAAUAGGGCUCCUCUGGGGAGGGUGGGGGCACUGAGAGUGGGGGCUCAACUCUGGCUGCCAGGCUGUCCUGGGUGCGGCAGGAAGCAACAUGACUUAGGCACCUGCCCUGAGGUCCCAGGCAUCUCCAGGGCUGCUCCUGCAGCUGGCCUGGCCCUCUCCCUAGGUGCACCAACCACAAUGCAGCAGCUACGAAUGGAGACAGAUGCCAUCGGGGCCGGCGAGGGGCCGCAGCGUGCGGUGCCCUGGUCAGCCUGGGUCUCUCGGGAGGGCUGGGUGCGCUGGUGCAUGUGUCACGUGCCCCCGAGCUGGACCCAGUGGUGGACUACAUCUGGCUGGCGGCAACCACUGCAGCGUGUGCUGUGGGGUCUGGAGGGGGUCCUCUACCUGCUGCUGGCCCUGAUGCUGUGUCACGCGCUCUUCACCACCGGCUCCCACCUCCUGAGUUCCCUGUGGCCUGUGGCGGCUGCGGUGUGGCGCCAUCUGCUGCCAGCUGUCCUGCUGCUGCUGCUCAGUGCCCUCCCCGCGCUGCUCUUCGCCGCCUCCUUCCUGCUGCUGUUUUCCACACUACUGAGCCUCGUGGGCCUCCUCACCUCCAUGUCUCAACCAGGCAACGCUCAGGACUUAGACCAAUAGAAGGGCAACCCCAUCCCGCUGCUUGUGUCUGUUGAGCCCUGGCCUAGUGCCUGAGGCCCAGGGGAAAGGGAGGGCAGUGGGACCAGGGCCUUUCUGUGUCAGCAGGCCCCCAACCUACAGUCUCUAGCUGGGACUGGGUGGGACAUGGGUGAUAUUGCUGGAACUGGCAGGAUAUAGACUGGCCUGACCUCUGGGCACCUCCCUCAAGCUGAUGCUGCAGGUACUUGGUGUGGAAGGCCAGAAAUUUUGAGAAGAGAUGUUAGGGCAGAAGGCUCAGCCAGGAGCAGAGCGUGGCCAAGCCAUCAAGAGUUUCCACGUGCAUGUGCUGAUGCUACUGGGGACCCCUUGAGCAGCUGGCAGCAUCUUUUUCUUGCAGCUGCUCAACUGUCUCAGUGUUAGACUCAUAGCAACUUCUACCUGUAUUUACCAUUUCCCCCACCAACCGCCUCUUUUCACUUGCCCAGGCUCUAGAAAGGGCUCAAUGACAGAAACGUAGCUGAGAGAGGGCUAGCCAGAAUCCUCAUGAGACCUCAGCUUUCACCUUUCAGAUGUUUCUGCCCAAGCAUUCCCCACUCCCUAGACUUCCUACCUCCUGCCUCGUCCACAUCCCCAAGUCUGGGAAAUGAGCCAACCAACGCAGUGAGUUUCCCAGGGAGAGCUUACUCUUUAAGACUCCUGAGGUUUGCUAUGGAAAAACAAACAAGAAAUCCCAUUUCACCCACCUAUGCAGUGUGUGACCUUGGCCAAUUAAUUCUUUUGAGCCUUGGUAUGAAGUGGGUCCUGUCAUGGAGCUGCUGUGAGUCAAACGCAAUAAUAUCUGUGUGUGAAGUACUUUGUAAAGACCAGAAAAUUGUAAGCUAUUGUAUGGAACUCUAAAGAGCAGAAAGCUUCUCUAGGCCUUCAGAGAAAUGUUCUGUCCUGGAUACAGUUUGGACCCUACAAUGGUAAACGGAGGAUGGAUGAGUGUGAACAAGAGGUAAAAGGUCGUAUGCCAUGAAAUCUCAAAAUAUGCAGGUGUUGAACUCUUCUGACUGUGAAAUGCUCGGUGGGGCUUGGUGCCGGGAGAUGGCUUGCACAGCCAUGUGAGUGCGGAAAUCAUAGCCCAGGGGUUUCUAAAACCAACCCAACAAGCGGUUUACAACACCAGGAGAGCUUUGGAAGGUGGCAUCCCUCGAUGCCCAGGAUGCUGGCUUUUCACAUCUCAGCUAACCCUCCAGACAAAACAGUGAGUGAUUAGUCACUACAAGUAAGACACAUGAUAGGUAAGACCCACCCACCUGACCCUCACCCCACUCCAGGCCUCCACUUAGUCCCUGACCCUCUCCAAUUCCUAGCCAGACUUGAUCCCACUACAUACAUCACCCUAAAACCCUCACUCCUGUAUCCCUCAACUAAAAGCCUCCUCUCUGGCCACCUAAAUACUCAAGCCCUAUGAACCAGCCCCUAGAACCCAUGUUCAUUUUUGCUAAAACCCAUUCGCUGUGGAGUUUCAUAACCCUGUGUGCCACUGAUCAGAUGCCUUCAGCAUCAGCUCCUGAAACCCGAGACACAGUCCUUCCUUCCUUUUUCCUUCCUGUUCUCCCUGAAAUAUGGCCUGGUAGCAAGGGCAAGGCAGGCCAUGGAAGUGGCAAAGCAUCAUAGCUAGCAUGGGCUCUGGUGUAUUAGCUCAAGCUGGGUUUGAAUCCCAGCACUGCACUUUCCAGUCCCACAGCUUUGGCAAAAAUUGCUAACCCGUCUUGAACUUAAUUUUUCUGUUGGUUAAAAUAAAGGCAAGCAUACCUGUCCUAGGGCACCCGUGGGGCAUCUGGUACGUGGGCAAAAUUCCUGGACUGACUCCUCACACCACAAAUUGUAGCUAUGCUAUUACUGUUCCAUUUUAGAGAUGAGAAGUCAGGCACAGGAUGGCUACUUGCCUAUGGUAAGGUCAGGUUGUUUGAGUCCUAGUCCAGCCUGACAGGCUACUAAAGAGAAAGCAAUGGAGGAAAUACAACCUCACUGAAGACCCCAGGGCUUCUCAGUGCCCAUUGUUUAGGCUCCUGUCAGAGAUGAAGCCUGGAUGCCAAUCUUGGGCCCCUCGCUAACUUGGCUGUGCAUUGUUGGCCAGGGAUAUCACUCUGGAGCCUUGGGACCAUUCUAAUUGAGAGAGGAGAUUUUGGCCCAAACCAGACACACUGAGGAGCAGGAUUUUGGCAGGAGCAAGGAGAAAGCCUUCUUCCCUUCACCAUGUAAACAUAUAUCUUCUACCCUCCUGUAUUGCUGGUGUGAGGUAGGGUGGCACAGGCAGACCAGAGACCAAAUGGGCA
This is a messenger RNA of Bubalus bubalis (water buffalo), 3271 nucleotides long. It is a transcript of the gene TMEM239, whose product is annotated as transmembrane protein 239. Lineage: Eukaryota; Metazoa; Chordata; Mammalia; Artiodactyla; Bovidae. Bases 294 to 968 code for a protein of 224 amino acids. The transcript has 2 exons. The record is from RefSeq and is a predicted model, not a curated record.